AUGCGGAUUGGCGGAGCGUCAGAUCCAGUGUACGAUGAGUACAUAACCGCGCUGGGAGACGAUAUGAAGGGUUUGGCUGACGAGUUGAAGGCGUUGGGUCUGGCUACCAACAGCGUGCAGGUCCAUACGGCGGUGGCCAUUCCGCGCACAAGAGGCGGCGAGCUGGUGGCCAAAGGGACAUUUAUGAAGGCGUCGCCCCGAGAGAGGUGGUAUUCGGACGUGGCGCUGCUCAAUGACAAGGGUGGGGACUGCCGGCUGCCGAAGUCGUACAUUCCGGAUAAGCGCAAUGUGGUGGAGCGUAUCGCCAGCGUCGGCAUCCUCUACAAUGCGACGGGGAUUUGUUCCGCAGUGCCUCUGGUGGUGCUAGAGCCAUCCAAUAGGCCUGAGCGCCGGCGGGCGGGCGCCGCAUCGCGCAAGGUGGCCGUUCGCCGUGAUCGCAACACCAUCAUCCUCACCAUUCACAAGGCGCAUCGCAUCACAGGCAAGGUGGCGCCGCCCGUCACGGAGCACGGCUUCAGUGUGCAGCACCUCAAGAACACCCGAGUCGUCAACAUUCGUGGAUCGGUUCCGGAGACGGGCCUGCCGCACCUGCAGGGAGUGGGUGACGCGCUGAAGGCGUAUUACCGCGUUAUGCUGAUAAGGCGUGCGAUAGGGUCCAAGCGGUUCCAGUUCGACUAUUCGGCUUCCAUCGCUGAUGUCGACUAUAACGACAUACUCGAGUGGCUGGGAGAAGCGUGGACUCCUGUGCGCACGGCUACCAUGCAGCGGAGCUGGUGGCGCGCAGGAUGCGUGCCGGCGAGCUGGCCGCCCCUGAUGGCGUACCUGGGUGACACGUGUGCAACCGGCAUGUUCGAGCCUAUUAUUUCGCGUGCCGAUGAGCUCGGCAACCCCCCGGCGGCUGUGCCUGCAGAGGUCGGAGCAUCGAACCAGGAGGUGAUUUCCCGCCUAUGCAGGACGCCUGUCAAGAGGGCUUGCGUAGGGGGGCGAGCUGAGAACGGGACAGCCGAAGAAGUGCUGCAGAGUGAUGAAAUGCUAGAGAGUGAUGACGACCAGUGA
Messenger RNA from Closterium sp. NIES-65, 1056 nucleotides. The record is from the annotation of a GenBank genome assembly. NCBI's taxonomy places the organism in Eukaryota, Viridiplantae, Streptophyta, Zygnematophyceae, Desmidiales, Closteriaceae.